This is a messenger RNA of Fusarium sp. VM40, 1566 nucleotides long. The record is from the annotation of a GenBank genome assembly. Lineage: Eukaryota; Fungi; Ascomycota; Sordariomycetes; Hypocreales; Nectriaceae.
AUGCGCACCUCACGUGUUUUUAAAGGUAGAUAUCAGUCUUUGUCCAUAUUCUCAGCAUCGCCUUACUGCGUCGCCAGCCCUGAUGGCAACUUCAUUGCUACUUUGUCUUCUCAGAGUAUUACAGUGCGCUUGACUCUCUCGCUCUCGAUCGCGCAUGUGGUGAAGCUACCAACAGAUCUCACAAACCCUGUGUCCACGUUGGCAUGGGCACCCUCAUCAUCUCGAAUCCUUGCUGCAAGUGCCGACCAGAUUCAUGUCUUCUCAGUAGUUGACUCGUCAUUUCGUGCCACGAUCAGGAAUCCUGCACCAGGUGGUGGGAAGCAGUCCCUGGUGCGCUUCGGGGCCCACGACGAUGAGGUCUUUGCUUGUGCUGGGCUCGGCCUCAAAUUUUCCAUUUUUGACCUUUCUACUUCUAAAGCUAUCGAGAUCAACAAUCCAAAGUUCUACCUUCCUGUCUCUGCCCAGAGAGGCUACUCUGUUCGGCCAAGAACGUCACAUCUUGCCAUUUUGACACGGACAGGUGGCCGAGAUCUUGUCAGUAUCCAUCAUCCUAAGACUAGACAGGUCCUGCGGUCAUGGUAUCCAGAAACAGUCGAUGUACAUGGCUUGGCAUGGACCCCUGACGGUCAAUGGCUUUUACUGUGGGAAGCUCCAGCACAUGGGCAUAAGCUUCUCCUGUACGCACCUGACGGUCAACCUUUUCGUUCCAUUGGGGCAUCCAGCAUUGUCAGUGGCCAGGAUGCGGACCUCGAGACUGGGAUCAAGUCUUGCGGCCUCAGCCCUGAUGCGUCAUUCUGUGCUAUAGGCGAUGGUAGCAAAACAGUGGCUGUCCUCAACACGCAGACAUGGAGAGAUGGCCUAAAACUUGUUCACCCCGCCACCGUUGUUCCAAAGGACACCCUUCAGGUCUGGCAGGAACAGCUGAAUGAUUCGUCCGAUGGAGGGACUUCUUACACAUUCCUCCGCGCAAAUCAGGUGGUUUCACCUCCAAGCCGAUUGGUCGAUGGUAAACCCCCAACCGACGUAAAGACAGGAUGCUCCUCACUAGCAUUUGAUGCAUCUUCGACCCUUUUAGUCACUAGGCUUGACGAUGCUCCUACUACUCUCUGGAUAUGGGAUGUCACUGCAGCCGAACUCCGGGCGGUACUGAUGUUUCAUUCGGCCGUUGAUUUCCAAUGGCACUCGACAACUCGCGAGCUCCUUUUGAUAACAUGCCAGGACGACAAGUACCGCGGCGUGUCCUUCGUGUGGGACCCUUUGUCUGAAGGACCUAAGCCCAUCUCGCUAGAAGCUCAGCUGCCAAAUAGCAAAAUCGUGGGGAAAACUCGAGCCGCCUGGAUUAAUGGGGAACCCGAGUUCCCGGUUCUGCUACUCUCAGAUGCACAAAACGGCGUCUUGGUAACAUAUGCAGAUUCGGCGCAGUGCCCGACUCCAUGGCGUGAGGGGGCGGUUGGCGACAGAACCCUGGGAUCGAUACAUGAUAUCGGAGAUACGAUCGACGUAUCUGCUCUGAUGCCAGACGACACAUCCACAUUGGACGACACUUUCUCCUUCAAGCACACGUGA